UGGAGUCUGGAGAUCGCUUAGUUUACCAAACCAUUCGGAUACUUCAGUCGGUGUCAAACUCUGGUGACGUGCAGGGAGCGCGUUCGAAAAUAAGGACACGAUGUUACAAGUGAAAUAUCGAUAUUUCUUCGUUUUUGCCGCCUUGCUUUUGGCAGGCUGUGCAAAUGCUGAAGAUGGGGCAGAAACAGUUGAGCAAGAUAUUGGUGCUGGCAUGGAAGGCUCCAGGACUGAUGAUAACGUUAUUGCUAGGGAGGAGGAGGCAAUCAAGUUGGAUGGCCUUAAUGUUGCUCAGAUAAAAGAAAUGAGGGAGAAAGCAGAAAAACAUGUCUUCCAAGCAGAAGUAAAUCGGAUGAUGAAGCUGAUCAUUAACUCGCUGUACAGAAAUAAGGAGAUCUUCCUCCGAGAACUUAUCAGCAAUGCUUCAGAUGCUAUCGACAAAAUCCGGCUGCUUUCACUGACUGACAAGGAUGAACUUGAUACAAACUCGGAACUUGCUAUUAGGAUAAAGGCAGAUAAGGACAAUCACAUAUUACACAUAACUGAUUCGGGUAUUGGUAUGACGAAGAAUGAAUUGGUUAACAACUUGGGAACAAUCGCAAAGUCUGGAACAUCAGAGUUCUUUUCAAAAAUGCAGGAUUCGGCAACUUCAGAUGAAGCUGGAGAUCUUAUUGGUCAGUUUGGUGUUGGUUUCUACUCUGCAUUCUUGGUUGCUGAUCGUGUUGUAGUUACUAGCAAGCACAAUGCUGAUAAACAACACGUAUGGGAAAGUGACUCUGCUGAAUUCUCAGUUGUUGAAGAUCCACGUGGAGACACAUUGAAGAGAGGUACAACUGUCUCACUCCACUUAAAGGAGGAAGCUUAUGAUUUUGUCGAGAUUGAUACUGUAAAAGGACUCAUUAAAAAAUAUUCCCAGUUUAUCAACUUCCCUAUUUACCUGUGGGAAUCAAAAACUGAGGAGGUUGAAGAGCCUCUGGAUGAAGAUGAAGCUGCAGCUGAAGAGGACAAGGUGGAGGAAGAUGAGGAAGGUAAAGUUGAGGAAGAAGAAGAGAAGCCCAAAACCAAGAAAGUUUCAAAGACAACCUGGGAUUGGGUGCUUGUUAACGACGCCAAACCCAUUUGGACAAGAAAGCCAAAUGAAAUUGAAGAGGAUGAAUACAAUGAAUUCUACAAAACCUUGAGCAAAGAUUCCAAAGAUCCUUUGGCCAAAACUCACUUUGUGGCUGAAGGUGAAGUCACUUUCAAAUCACUCCUCUUUGUUCCUGAAGUACAACCAAGUGAAUCUUUCAACAAGUAUGGAACACGCACCGAUCACAUAAAGCUAUACGUUAGAAGGGUCUUCAUUACUGAUGACUUCCAGGACAUGAUGCCCAACUAUCUCAGUUUUAUAAGAGGUAUUGUUGAUUCUGAUGACUUGCCCCUCAAUGUGUCUCGUGAAACCCUCCAACAACACAAGCUCCUUAAAGUUAUCAAGAAGAAACUGGUGCGCAAAACACUUGAUAUGAUUAAGAAGAUGGAACCUGAAGAGUAUGAGAAAUUCUGGAAAGAGUAUUCAACAAACAUCAAACUGGGUGCUAUUGAAGAUUCUGCUAACAGAACUCGCUUGGCUAAACUUCUGCGAUUCAUGUCCUCUGCAAGUAAGGACAAGUUGACCUCUCUAUCAGAGUAUGUUGAAAAGAUGAAGGAAAAGCAGGAGCACAUUUAUUACAUGGCUGGUUCCUCAAGGAGUGAGGUUGAAAAUUCACCAUUUGUGGAAAGGCUUCUGAAGAAAGGGUAUGAAGUGCUUUACUUGACAGAGGCCAUUGAUGAAUACUCCAUUAACGCAAUCCCUGAGUUUGAAGGCAAGAAAUUCCAGAAUGUUGCAAAGGAAGGUCUUGUUAUUGAUGACAGUGAAGGAGCUAAGGAAAGAAUGGAACAGUUGAAGACCACUUAUGAACCCUUGACUAAAUGGCUAAGUGAAGAAGCUUUGAAAGAAGAGGUGUCCAAAGCAGUGGUAUCAGAGCGUCUAGCAGACUCGCCAUGUGCUCUGGUUGCUAGCACAUUUGGCUGGACUGGUAAUAUGGAAAGAUUGGCUAUUUCAAAUGCACACCAGAAAACUCAUGAUACUCACAGGGACUAUUACCUUAGUCAAAAGAAGACCUUGGAAAUCAAUCCCCGCCAUCCUUUGAUAAAGGAACUGCUCCGUAGAGUCGAGGAUGAUUCAAGUGAUCCUGUUGCUAAAAAUAUUGCUACAAUGAUGUAUCACACAGCAACUUUACGUUCUGGCUACCUGCUGAAGGAUACAGUAGAUUUUGCCAAAUCUGUUGAGGAAAUGAUGAGACAAACUCUUGGUGUAUCUUUAUCUGAACCGGUUGAGGAGGAACCAGAGUAUGAGGAGCAGGAGGAUGAAGAUGAACAGCUAUUAGAUGAAGACGAAGAUGAUGAUGGGGAGGUCGAGGAGAUGCAUGACGAGUUGUAAAUAAGAGGACUGCUUGUUUUGAUGUGUUGGGUAAUUUGUUCCCCCCCUUUUUUGAAAUAGAGGUAAUUCCAAAGAUGGCACUAGACAACUUGGUGAAGAAAUGGCUGUGUAUCAUCACUGUUAUAGCCGUGGUGCCAUAUCACAAAUGCUGUAAAUAUUUUUGACAAGACAAUGUUUGGAGCAUUUUGUUAAUUUCACAUGGUUAUUUGUACAAGAUGUCUGAAUGUCACAAGUCUGAAAGGCAGCUUUUGUUUGAAAGCACCUUUGCACAAGAUGAUGGUAUUUUAAAUGGAACGAACUCAAACUUGAUGAUAUAGUCUUAACUUCUGAGAAGUGACGCCAGUGACAAGGAUGCUAAGAAACAUUAUUUCAUGAGUGACUCUUACUAGGUUUAUGGAUCCAUUCCCUAGUGGGGAUAGGUGUGUGUAUGUGUGAAAGUCAUUUCAUUUUCAUAAAUAAAUUAUAAAUAUUUAGAA
Molecule: messenger RNA, 2931 nt
Organism: Macrobrachium nipponense
Lineage: Eukaryota; Metazoa; Arthropoda; Malacostraca; Decapoda; Palaemonidae
Gene: Gp93
Product: endoplasmin-like
Exons: 15
Coding region: 101-2455 (784 amino acids)
Biological process (GO): protein folding
Cellular component (GO): endoplasmic reticulum; perinuclear region of cytoplasm
Molecular function (GO): ATP binding; ATP hydrolysis activity; ATP-dependent protein folding chaperone
Source: RefSeq, a predicted model, not a curated record